AUGCCGAACCGAUACAAGAGACAGCCAGGUAGUCGAUCGUAUCGAAACUUCUCAGAUGAAACUUUACAAAAUGCAAUUACUGAAUUGAAAAAUGGUAACUCAAGCUAUAGACAAGUUUCAGCAAAAUAUGAAAUUCCUAUAAGUACGUUAUGUAGGAAAUAUAGCAAAAAAAAUAUGAAGAAAUGGGGUGGUCAAAUAAGUUUGACAUCUGAUGAAGAAGGGGCAAUUGUAAGUACAAUACUAUAUGCUGGUGAUUGGGGCUACCCAUUUGAAAGUGUUGAUGUUAGAUUGUUGGUCAAAUCUUAUUUAGAUCGACAAGGAAAAAAAAUUAAAAAAUUCAAUAAGAAUUUGCCUGGCCACGAAUGGUAUAAUCUUUUUAUUAAGCGACACUCUUCUUUACUAAAACCUAGGCUAGCUGAAAAUAUUAAAAGAUCUAGAGCAGCUGUAUCAAGAACAGUCAUAAAUGCAUAUUUUGAUAAUUUAGCAGUAACUCUGGAAAACAUUCCACCACAAAACAUUGUUAAUUAUGACGAGACAAAUUUCAUUGACGAUCCUGGUAGAACAAAAGUUCUGAUUCGUAAAAAUGCAAAACAUGCUGAUUCAAUAAUGGAUUCAUCAAAAUCUGCAACAUCUGUCAUGUUUUGUGUAGAUGCAUCUGGAGGCAUGUUACCGCCAUAUGUAGUUUAUAAGUCCCUACAGAUGUGGGAGCCAUGGACACUAGGUGGACCAGAUGGAUGCCGUUACAAUAGAUCACCUUCCGGCUGGUUUGACCAAUCGAUUUUUGAAGAUUGGUUCCAAACUAUCAUCAUUCCUCACUUUCGUCGAUUAGAGGGUACAAAGGUCGUUAUAGGUGAUAAUCUAGCAAGUCACAUUUCUGUGAAUAUAGUCAAGUUAUGUAAACAACAAAACAUUAAAUUUGUAUUUCUGCCAGCCAACAGCACACAUUUAACCCAACCACUUGAUGUUUCUUGUUUUCGCCCCAUGAAAAUAGCUUGGAGGAAGGUGCUAAAAGAACAUAAAUUAAAAAAAAGAGGCCGGCUUACCAAAGAUAUUUUUCCUAAAAUACUAAAAAGUACUAUUGAAAGACUCAAUAUAUCACAAAAAGACAACAUAAAAUCUGGAUUUGAAGCCACAGGUAUUUACCCAUUAGACCGUCAAAAAGUAUUAAACAAGCUUCCAGAUAAUGAAAGUCCAGCUUCUAUUGUAGUACCUCAAGCAAUGCAUGAUAUGUUAAAAGAAUCAAGAUUUGGAUCUAACGAUGGUGUGACUAAAAAAGGAAGGCGUAAGAAGUAUAAUGUAGAACCAGGCAGAAGUGUUACAGAGGCAAAUAUGACAAGAGAUGGAGACAAUGAACAAAUAAUGGAAACUGACCAAAAUGAUGAGACUGAAGAUAAUCAAAUAAAUACCAUAAAAAAGACUGAAGAAAAUAAGACUGAUGAAGAUGAUGACUAUUUAUUAAAUCAAUUAAAUGAUUUUAUAGAAAUCAAUUUUGAGACUGAUGAUAUAGUAUUCGAAAAAGAAUAUAAUAGUGCAGAUGAAACUGUACUAAGAGUAGUAGAAUUAGCACAACAAAAUCAAUAUGCAAUUAAUUUUGAAACACAUGAUUUUGUUUUGGUAAAAUUUGAAACGCUUAAAGGCAACUUUGAAGAAUUUGUUGGACAGAUAAGUGAAAUUGAUGGAGAAGAAAUAACUUGCAAGUUUCUUAGGAAAAGUAAAAGUAUGAGUGGAUACUAUGUAUUUCCAUUCAUUAUUGAUGAGGCAACUGUUACCAGAAACCAAAUUAUAAGAAGACUAAAAUUGAUCUCAGAAAAAAGAGGAAAUUACCAGUUUGAAUGGAUAGUUCCUACCUAG
Macrosiphum euphorbiae (potato aphid) is the source of this 1851-nucleotide messenger RNA. NCBI's taxonomy places the organism in Eukaryota, Metazoa, Arthropoda, Insecta, Hemiptera, Aphididae. The record is from the annotation of a GenBank genome assembly.